Messenger RNA from Thunnus maccoyii (southern bluefin tuna), 1495 nucleotides. It is a transcript of the gene ntaq1, whose product is annotated as WDYHV motif containing 1. Gene Ontology annotation, cellular component: nucleus; cytosol. The coding region runs from base 259 to 948 and encodes 229 amino acids. Gene Ontology annotation, molecular function: protein-N-terminal glutamine amidohydrolase activity; protein-N-terminal asparagine amidohydrolase activity. Lineage: Eukaryota; Metazoa; Chordata; Actinopteri; Scombriformes; Scombridae. The record is from RefSeq and is a predicted model, not a curated record. The transcript has 6 exons.
UUUCUACUUCCGGUCAGUUCAGAUGCGGACUGUCCGCAAGAACCAUAAGGACUAAUUUCCUUCCGGUUCAGAUUCUCCAAAUAAAACAAAGUAAAGCCUGCUGUUAAAGUUCAGGAUCAGAAGUCCUGAUCAAACUCAUCGAUUGAAGUCAAGCUUUUACUGUGAAAGAGCAUCAUCGUCAUCAUCAUCAUCAUCAUCAUCAUCAUCAUCAAGCUUCAGUAAUUAUACUUCAUUUAACACGCUUCUGGAUAUGACGUCAUGUACGUGUUUCCGACGGAGUGUUUUCGGUGGGACACCAACAUGGCGCCGGAAGACAGAAUCACACCGAGCCGCGAAAACUGCAUUUAUACACACUGUUACUGUGAGGAAAAUGUUUGGAAACUCUGUGAGUUUGUCAGAACGGAGAGAACUGCUCCACUGGACCAGGUGUUUGCGGUUUUCAUCUCUAAUGAGAACAGAAUGGUUCCUUUGUGGAAGCAGAAGUCGGGACAUGGAGACCAGCCGGUGAUCUGGGAUUACCACGUGGUUCUGCUGCGGGUCAGCGGGCCGGAAGCUCUAGUUUAUGAUCUGGACUCUGUGAUGUCGUUUCCCUGCAGCCUGAAGCUGUAUGCUGCCCACGCCCUGCGCUCUGACCGUGGCAUCAAACCAGCGUACCACAGGAGGCUGCGUGUCGUACCUGCGGACAGUUACUUGAUGAAUUUCGCCUCCGAUCGGUCGCACAUGAAGGACGCCGACGGGUCGUGGAGGAUGCCCCCCCCAUCCUACCCCCCCAUACAAACCACAGACUCUCAGAUGAACCUGGACGACUUCAUCAGCAUGGAGCCCGCCGUCGGCUGGGGGAGCGUCUACAGUCUGCACGAGUUCGUGCAGCGCUACGCCGGGAGCUCCUCCUCGUCAUCAUCGUCGUCAUCUUCGUCUUCAGCAGCAGCAGUAGCGACAUCAUCGUAGCUGUGACAUCAUCGUAGCUGUGACAUCAUCGUAGCUGUGCAGCUGCAGAUGUGAACAGCUUGUUCUUUAAAUGAACUCUCGAUUUCAUGUUUAAAGAUCCUCCAGAUGUGUUUUCAGACAUUUUUAAAAGACUCUACGUCCAAUAAUAAUUUAGUCCGACAUUGUUUUUCCACAAAAAGUUCAGUGACCUCGUUAAACUCUGAGAUCAUCGUCUCCUCCUUCAUGUUCAAACCCAGAAUCUGUGAAUCUGUAACAGUUUUCCUGCUGGACUCCAGAUGUUCCUCCGUCACUGUUAAGUUCAUUCUCAGUGUUCGUGACGUCACACUGUGUCAGUUACAUACUGAACUAUGAUUGGCUCCAAACUAGUUAUGAUGUCAUAAAUCCUGCAGGUACGUCCAGGUGUUAAACUCAGAGAAGAAGAAACAAACAUCCGACUGAAGGAAGAAGAAGAGAAACGCUGAGCAGCAGCUUCAGUCUCUCAGCUCAGAGACGAUUCAUCAACAGAAACUUUGAUGAAAACAAAAUAAAAUCACUUUUUCAAACAGAA